This is a messenger RNA of Lacerta agilis (Sand lizard), 3921 nucleotides long. RefSeq names its product SEC24 homolog C, COPII coat complex component (gene SEC24C). Gene Ontology annotation, molecular function: zinc ion binding; SNARE binding. Bases 186 to 3740 code for a protein of 1184 amino acids. The record is from RefSeq and is a predicted model, not a curated record. NCBI's taxonomy places the organism in Eukaryota, Metazoa, Chordata, Lepidosauria, Squamata, Lacertidae. Gene Ontology annotation, biological process: COPII-coated vesicle cargo loading; intracellular protein transport; endoplasmic reticulum to Golgi vesicle-mediated transport. Gene Ontology annotation, cellular component: endoplasmic reticulum exit site; COPII vesicle coat. The transcript has 25 exons.
AGGGCCGCGAGCGAAGUGAGGACGUGGCAAGCUCUCAGAGACAGCGGAGCGGACGUGGAGGGGCCUUUCCGGUGAGCGGCGGCGGCGGGCACAGGAAGCGGAAGCCGGCACCAGCGGCGGCCCGACGACCAGCAGGAGCGGGGACAGCCGGUUGAGGUGAAGGCUAGUUUGGGGAUGUGAGCACAAUGAGCGUAAACCAGCCAACUCACACAGGGCCACCUUAUGGGCAGCCACAGCCUGGAUAUGGAGGAUACCUGCCGCCUGGUUACGGAGGGCAGCCAAUCCCGACCGUUCCCGUCUCACAGUAUGGUGCUUACAAUGGUCCAGUGACAGGAUAUCCGCAGACAGCCCCCCCACAAGGUUACUUUCCUUCAAUGGGGUUUCCUUCUAAGGGCUCUCCUGUCUCUCUUGAUUCUGAUGCUUCUUUUACUCCCAACUUCAUAGGUUCCCUGAGAGCUCCCACUACUUCUGGAGGAGGACCUGCUUCAGCAUCUGGCUCAUUAGUUCCUCCUGGACAGCCGGCCUAUAGUCAGUUUGGACAAGGAGAUGUACGUAAUGGGAUUCCUGCAUCUACAGCUCCAUUGCAAAGACCUCCUGCUUCUCAACAGUUCAUGCCUGGAACAACGCCCACACCUGUUACCCAAUCAGCUACUUUCCAGUCAUAUGGGCCACCUCCAACAAGCACACAGCAGCUGACCAAUCAUAUGGCUGGAAUGCAUAUAGGUGGUGUUUCAACCUCUGUUCCCUCCCCAGGUGUACUGGGCUAUGGUCCCCCAACAUCAGUUCCUCCUGCCUCAGGAAGUUUUACUUCGAGUGGAUCUGGGCAAUAUGUGCCCUAUUCAAACCAAGGACCGCCACCUCCUGCUGUGCCCCAUGGAUUGCCUCCUACCACCUUGUCUCAGGGUCUUCCUAUGGCACAGCCUGCUAUUUCUGGUCCUCCGUCAGCUCUGAACCUCUCACAUCAAGCUCCUGGGUUUGCCCCGCCACCUUCAUCUUCUGGGGUCGGUGCUUCCAAUUACCCUCCUGCUGCAGGAGUUUCAAGGCCUCCCCCGAUGCAGGGUACAUCAUUACCGGGACAAGCAGCUACUGGGCCACCCACUUCCCAGCCAAACCAUGUGACCUCACCACCACCUCAGCCAUCUAUGUCAGGGCCACCCCUUGGACCACCAAUGGCAGGCUUGCAAGGACCACCUCCCAGCCAUCCUUCCCAAGCAGGAUAUGCACUGCAGCAGAAUGGGUCCUUUGGACAGAAUAGAGGUGCCCAGCCAAACUAUGGACAAGCUUACCCUGGGCCAGCAAAUUAUGGGAGUCAGCCUGGACCUCCACCUCCACCUCCACCAAAACGUCUAGAUCCAGACUCCAUUCCUAGUCCACAACUCAAUGAGCUGCCACCUCAGCAGAAACCCAGACACAGAAUAGAUCCAGAUGCAAUUCCUAGCCCAAUCCAGGUAAUUGAAGAUGACAGGAAUAAUCGUGGGUCAGAGCCAUUCAUCACUGGAGUCCGUGGGCAAGUCCCACCCCUUGUCACUACCAAUUUUUUGGUCAAAGAUCAAGGUAAUGCCAGUCCCCGCUACAUAAGAUGUACAUCCUAUAAUAUCCCAUGCACCUCAGAUAUGGCCAAGCAGUCGCAAGUUCCUCUUGCUGCAGUCAUAAAGCCGUUGGCUGUACUUCCUGCAGAAGAGUCUCCUCCUUACUUGGUAGACCAUGGAGAAUCAGGCCCUAUCCGAUGCAAUAGGUGUAAAGCCUACAUGUGCCCUUUUAUGCAAUUCAUUGAAGGUGGAAGAAGAUUUCAGUGCUGCUUCUGUAAUUGUGUCACUGAGGUGCCGUCUCAGUACUUCCAGCACUUGGAUCACACGGGCAGGCGAGUGGACUACUAUGACAGACCUGAGUUAUCAUUGGGGUCCUAUGAGUUCUUGGCAACUGUUGACUACUGCAAGAAUAACAAGUAUCCCAACCCCCCUGCUUAUAUUUUCAUGAUUGAUGUAUCAUACAAUGCAAUAAGAAGUGGCUUGGUAAGGCUGAUCUGUGAAGAGUUGAAGACGCUCCUGGACUACCUGCCCAGAGAAGGAAACAUGGAAGAAUCAGCCAUCCGUGUGGGCUUUGUCACCUACAACAAAGUUCUGCACUUCUAUAAUGUGAAGAGCUCCCUGGGGCAGCCACAAAUGAUGGUUGUGUCAGAUGUAGCAGAUAUGUUUGUCCCUCUGCUCGAUGGGUUCCUGGUGAAUGUUAAUGAAUCCCGCACAGUUUUCACUAGCUUGCUGGAUCAGAUACCAGAAAUGUUUGCUGAUACAAGAGAAACAGAAACUGUGUUUGCCCCAGUAAUUCAGGCUGGCAUGGAGGCUCUGAAGGCAGCAGAGUGUGCCGGCAAGCUCUUUAUAUUUCAUACAUCACUGCCUAUUGCGGAGGCCCCAGGGAAGCUGAAGAACAGAGAUGACAAGAAACUGAUAAACACGGAUAAAGAAAAGACUCUCUUUCAGCCUCAGACAAACUUCUAUAACAACUUAGCCAAGGAAUGUGUAACACAAGGCUGCUGUGUGGAUCUCUUCCUGUUCCCAAAUCAGUAUUUGGAUGUGGCUACCUUGGGGGUUGUUCCUCAUCAAACAGGUGGCUCCCUUUAUAAGUACACAUUUUUCCAGGUGGAAACGGAUCAGGAACGCUUCUUGAACGACUUGCGCAGAGAUGUUCAGAAAGAAGUGGGCUUCGAUGCUGUGAUGAGGGUUCGCACAAGCACUGGUAUUCGCGCAACAGAUUUCUUUGGAGCUUUUUACAUGAGCAACACCACAGAUGUGGAAUUAGCCGGCCUAGACUGUGACAAAACAAUCACCGUGGAGUUCAAACAUGAUGAUAAGCUUAGUGAAGAAAGUGGAGCACUUCUUCAGUGUGCUAUAUUGUAUACAAGUUGUGCAGGACAGAGGCGACUGCGUAUUCACAACCUCUCCUUGAACUGCUGCACUCAGCUGGCUGAUCUUUAUAGAAACUGUGAGACGGACACACUUAUCAACUUCUUGGCCAAAUUUGCAUAUCGUGGAGUUCUGAACAAUCCAGUCAAGACAGUGAGAGAUACGCUGAUCAACCAGUGUGCGCAGAUACUGGCAUGCUACCGGAAAAACUGUGCUAGCCCUUCUUCUGCCGGACAGCUGAUUCUUCCUGAAUGCAUGAAACUGCUCCCUGUGUAUCUGAACUGUGUUUUGAAAAGUGAUGUGCUUCAGCCUGGGACAGAAGUCACCACUGAUGACCGAUCCUACAUCCGCCAGCUAAUCACCUCCAUGGAUGUGGCAGAUACAAAUGUUUUCUUUUACCCUAGACUCCUGCCGCUGACCAAGAUAGAUCCCAACAGUGACUCCUUACCACCAGCAAUCAGAAACUCUGAAGAGCGGCUCUCCAAGGGUGACAUAUAUCUGCUAGAAAAUGGGCUGAACAUCUUUUUGUGGGUAGGAGCAAAUGUUCAGCAAGGGCUGAUCCAGAACCUCUUUGGAGUGGCAUCUUUUAGCCAAAUCAGCAGCAAUAUGUGCAUGCUGCCAGUUUUGGACAAUCCCUUUUCGAAGAGAGUACGGUCCGUCAUUGAUAUGUUCCAGUCUCAAAGAUCACGCUAUAUGAAGCUCAUGAUUGUCAAGCAGGAAGACAAACUGGAUUUGCUGUUCAAACACUUUUUGGUGGAAGAUAAGAGCAUGAACGGGGGUGCUUCAUAUGUGGACUUCCUCUGUCACAUGCACAAGGAGAUCCGCCAGUUGCUGAGCUAGAGCUGGAGAUAUGCUGGAUUCCAGCACUGACACUUCUAUGUUCACUAACCGCCUGAUGAAUGGGCCCAGCUCCUUCGAGAAGGACAAUACAGAAAGCUGUACAAUUCCAUAAUUUUUAAUACACUGUGCAUAAACAUUUUCAGCAUCUCCCAAAACCCUUUGAAGAAGUGAGGCAUGGACA